GUUAUUGCAACUGCAGACCGUUACCUGGCACACUGGCUGCUACCUCCCUCACUCUUGUCAGAGUCGGAGCUACAGGCAGUGCCUUCAGCUCUGAGCUCAGGCAUCCUGGUCCCUGUUUUUGCAGUUAAGGACUCUAAAGUGUUGUGACGUGUUCAUCAAGUUUUUCUCAACCUCCCUGGCUCUACCUUUUCUGCCAGAAACGUCAGCAUGGUGGUAUCUGCCGACCCUUUGUCCAGCGAGAGGGCAGAGAUGAACAUCCUAGAAAUCAACCAGGAAUUGCGCUCCCAGCUGGCAGAGAGCAAUCAGCAGUUCCAAGACCUCAAAGAGAAAUUCCUUAUAUCUCAAGCUACUGCCUACUCCCUGGCCAACCAUCUGAAGAAAUACAAGUGUGAAGAGUACAAAGACAUCAUAGACUCUGUGCUGACGGAUGAACUGCAGUUCAUGGAGAAGCUGGCAGAGAAGCUCAGGCAAGCUGAGGAGCUCAGGCAGUAUAAAGCCCUGGUUCACUCUCAGGCAAAAGAGCUGACCCAGUUACGGGAGAAGUUACGGGAAGGGAGAGAUGCCUCCCGCUGGCUGAACAAGCAUCUCAAAACCCUCCUCACUCCUGAUGACCCUGACAAGUCCCAGGGUCAGGACCUCCGAGAGCAGCUGGCUGAGGGGCACAGGCUGGCAGAGCACCUUGUUCACAAGCUGAGCCCAGAAAAUGAUGAAGAUGAAGAUGAGGAUGAAGACGACAAAGACGAGGAGGUUGAGAAAGUACAGGAAUCACCUGCCCCCAGGGAGGUGCAGAAGACUGAAGAAAAGGAAGUCCCUCAGGACUCACUGGAGGAAUGUGCUGUCACUUGUUCAAAUAGUCACAACCCUUCUAACUCCAACCAGCCUCACAGGAGCACCAAAAUCACAUUUGAGGAACACGAAGUUGACUCUGCUCUGGUUGUAGAGAGUGAACACCCUCAUGAUGAAGAGGAGGAAGCUCUAAACAUUCUCCCAGAAAAUCAAAAUGAUCAUGAGGAAGAGGAGGGGAAAGUUCCAGUGCCCCCCAGACACCAUGACAAGUCCAACUCUUACCUGCAUCGUGAAGUCUCUUCCUUGGCAUUGGAUGAACAGAAAGUUUGCUCCGCUCAGGAUGUUGCCAGGGAUUACUCCAAUUCCAAAUGGGAUGAAACCCCACUUGGCUUCCUCAAAAAGCAAAAUGAUCUUGAAGAGGUGAAAGGACAAGAAACAGUUGCUCCCAGGCUCAGCAGGGGACCACUGAGAGUGGACAAGCAUGAAAUCCCCCAGGAGUCACUGGAUGGAUGUUGCUUGACUCCUUCCAUCCUUCCUGACCUGACUCCCUCCUACCACCCUUAUUGGAGCACUUUGUACUCUUUUGAAGACAAGCAAGUCAGCUUGGCUCUUGUAGACAAAAUUAAAAAGGAUCAAGAGGAGGUAGAAGACCAAAGCCCAGCAUGCCCCAGGCUCAGCCAGGAGCUGCCAGAGGUGAAGGAGCAGGAAGUCCCAGAGGACUCCGUGAAUGAAGUUUACUUGACUCCCUCAGUUCACCAUGACGUGUCUGACUGCCACCAGCCUUAUAGCAGUACCUUGUCCACAUUGGAGGAUCAGCUUGCCUGCUCUGCUCUGGAUGUAGCCUCCCCCACCGAGGCGGCCUGUCCCCAAGGGACUUGGAGUGGAGACUUGAGCCACCACCGGUCAGAGGUUCAAAUUUCACAGGCACAGCUGGAACCAAGCACCCUGGUGCCCAAUUGUCUGCGACUACAGCUGGAUCAAGGGUUCCACUGUGGGAACGGCUUGCCCCAGCAGGGCCUUUCCUCCAUGACCUGCAGCUUCUCAGCCAAUGCUGAUUCUGGGAACCAAUGGCCCUUCCAAGAGCUGGUUUUAGAGCCCUCUCUGGGGAUGAAGAACCCUCCCCAGCUGGAAGAUGAUGCACUUGAAGGCUCAGCAAGCAACACACAAGGGCGUCAAGUCACUGGCCGGAUUCAUGCCUCCCUUGUCCUGAUACUGAAGAUCAUCAAAAGAAGACUCCCAUUCAGCAAGUGGAGACUGGCAUUCAGAUUCGCUGGCCCGCAUGCUUAGAGUGCAGAGAUACCAAAUACUGCUGGAAGGAUGCAAAGGAUGAUAGGAUGAAAGAAUGUCACAAAAAGCAGCUUUUCCACUUGAUAAAAACAACUAAAACAGCAAAGCAAGUUCAAGUCCAAACACAAUACUGCAGGGGUCCUUCACUGAGGAUUGAAUUUCAGACACAGAAUACUCUUGAUGACUUCAAGCCACUAUGCUCCUUUGAUUUGAGAAGCCACAUUCCAUCCCCCUCCAAUUGUGAUCAAUACCUAGGGAGACCAAUGCCCAGAUGGACAAAUAGCAUUGACAGGCGUUAGCCCUGUUUCUCAAUUCCCAUCGUGUAGAGAACAGGAGUCCGCAGCUGCUGGCAGGAGACAGCAUGUCAGCUGGGACUCUGCCAGGGCAGAGUAUGAGCAAUGCCAUGUUCUUGCUGAAAACGCUUAGCCUGAGUUUCAUAGGAGGUAACCCUCAGAUAACUGCAGAAUGUAUAACAUUGAACAGGACAACUGACCUGUCUCCUUCAAACAGUCCAUGUCACCACCAAGAACACAACAAAAAGGAGAAGAGACAUUUUGAGUUCAAAAAGAGUAAAAAGCCUAUGCAGUUUAUGCUUUUUUAGUCAUUUUGAACCCAAAACAUCUCCUCAUCUUUUUAUUGUUGUCAUUGAUGGUGGUGACAUGGACUUGUUUGUAGAGGACAGGUCAGCUGUCUGGCUCAAUGGUCUACAUUCUGAAGUUAUCUGAAAAUGUCGUCAUGAUUAAAUCCAGCCUAAACAUUUUGCCAGGAACUCUGCAGAGUCCAUGCUGUAGCUUCCUACCUCAGUCCAUCUGCAGGCAGAGAAGGCCCAGUGUGUCCAUCCCCAAUGCGGUGAUACUAGGAUGGUCACUUGGUUAAGGAGGGGUCUAGGAGCUCUGUCCCUUGUAAAGACAUCUUAUUUGUAAGUAAUUUGGAAAGUGGUGUGAAAUAGUAUAAAUAUCCUGUAUUCUAAUGAUCUUCUUCAGAACAUUUUAUCACCAAUUAAUCACCCCGCCUGUGUCAGUUAUUAUAUUUAUGUUUGCUCAAUGAAAAUUUUCUAUCUCAAAAUCUUACCUUAUACUUGCUUUUGCUGGCAUUCUUCGUAAAAAAGAUUAUUCCCUGCCCAAAUUUUAACUUUCAUCCAAAAUUAAUUUUAAUUUCUUUUUGCUGGCAUUCUGUUGUGAAAAAGAAUAUUCUCUGCCCCAAUUAUAACUUUCAUCCAAAAUUAAUUUUAGUCCAUCAGUUAAAAUUUUAAGUUUUAAAUCUGUUUAAUUAAAACAUUUCUUGCCUCUCA
Molecule: messenger RNA, 3364 nt
Organism: Pan troglodytes (chimpanzee)
Lineage: Eukaryota; Metazoa; Chordata; Mammalia; Primates; Hominidae
Product: neuroblastoma breakpoint family member 6
Exons: 15
Coding region: 208-2073 (621 amino acids)
Source: RefSeq, a predicted model, not a curated record